Molecule: messenger RNA, 1661 nt
Organism: Hibiscus syriacus
Lineage: Eukaryota; Viridiplantae; Streptophyta; Magnoliopsida; Malvales; Malvaceae
Product: allene oxide synthase 1, chloroplastic-like
Exons: 1
Coding region: 35-1627 (530 amino acids)
Biological process (GO): sterol metabolic process
Molecular function (GO): oxidoreductase activity, acting on paired donors, with incorporation or reduction of molecular oxygen; monooxygenase activity; iron ion binding
Source: RefSeq, a predicted model, not a curated record
GAACGCAAUAAGCUCAUUCUUAUUCCAUUCUAAUAUGGCUUCUUCUCCUCUACCUUUUACUUCUCUUCAUCUGCAAUUUGUUUCAUCGAAAAAACCAUCAUCUAAGUCGGCGACCACUUCAACAUCGCGUCGGGUUGUCGUUCGGCGUGUUAGAGCCUCCGUGUCGGAGAAACCAUAUAUGGCUGAGCCGGCGGAGGUCGUUUCAGACAAUGGAGAAGGCAAGCUUCCCGUGAAGAAAAUCCCGGGGAGUUAUGGGAUUCCUUAUGUUGGUCCACUCAAAGAUCGACUUGAUUAUUUCUACAAUCAAGGUCGAGAUGAGUUUUUCAAAUCGAAAAUCCAGAAAUAUAAUUCAACGGUGUUCCGAACUAACAUGCCACCCGGCCCUCUCAUCUCUCAAGACUCAAAGGUUGUUGCUUUACUCGACGGAAAGAGUUUCCCUGUUCUUUUCGAUGUCACCAAGGUUGAGAAAAAAGACCUUUUCACCGGCACUUACAUGCCGUCAACUGACCUCACCGGCGGCUAUCGAAUCCUCUCGUAUCUCGAUCCCUCCGAGCCCAAGCACGCCCUGCUCAAACAACUUAUAUUUUUUCUCUUGAAAUCCAGGAGAGAUCAAGUGAUCCCCGAGUUCCAAGCCUCUUACGCUGAGUUAUUCGAAACAUUAGAGAAAGAGCUCGGCGUGAAAGGUAGAAGCAGUUUUCCGGCGGCUAACGAUCAAGCUGGGUUUAACUUCUUGUGUCGGGCUUUCUUUGGUACGAACCCAAGAGAUACUAAACUAGGUACCGAUGGUCCAAGUUUGAUUAGUAAAUGGGUCCUUUUUCAACUGGGUCCGGUUCUUUCUCUUGGUCUCCCUAAAUACGUUGAAGAGCUCUUGAUCCAUACUUUUCCCCUCCCUCCGGCUUUGGUUAAAAAGGAUUACCAGAGAAUCUACGAAUUUUUCUACGAAUCAUCUGGUUUCUUUCAAGAUGAAGCUGAGAAAAUGGGUAUUUCACGAGAAGAAGCUUGCCACAAUUUGAUAUUCGCAACGUGCUUUAAUUCAUUCGGUGGCAUGAAAAUCUUCUUCCCCAACAUGCUUAAAUGGAUCGGCAGAGCUGGAGUUAAGCUACACACCGAGUUAGCAACGGAGAUCAGAUCAGCCAUCAGAUCCAACGGUGGGAAACUCACAAUGGCCGCCAUGGAACAGAUGCCAUUGAUGAAAUCCGUGGUGUACGAAGCAUUACGGAUCGAACCACCCGUCCCGUUACAAUACGGGAGAGCGAAGAAGGAUUUCUUGAUCGAGAGCCACAACGCCGUGUUCCAAGUGAAAGAAGGGGAGAUGUUAUUCGGGUUCCAACCAUUUGCAACGAAAGACCCCAAGAUAUUCGAGAGAUCGCAGGAUUUCGUCGCCGACAGGUUCAUCGGAGAGGACGGAGAGAAGCUGUUGAAGCACGUGCUUUGGUCGAAUGGACCGGAGACUCAGCAACCGACAUUGGGGAACAAACAGUGCGCCGGCAAGGAUUUCGUGGUGUUGAUGUCGAGGCUCUUGGUGGUGGAACUGUUUAGGCGUUACGAUUCCUUUGAAAUCGAAGUCGGCAAGUCGGCGUUGGGGGCAGCCGUUACGGUCACAUCCUUGAAGAGAGCAAGUUUUUAAGACAAAAAUAAAGCUUAUGAUGUCAAUUGGGUAA